Molecule: messenger RNA, 999 nt
Organism: Cutaneotrichosporon oleaginosum
Lineage: Eukaryota; Fungi; Basidiomycota; Tremellomycetes; Trichosporonales; Trichosporonaceae
Source: RefSeq, a predicted model, not a curated record
CUCAAACCACAGGAUCAAGACGCGUGACAUUCAGAACAUCUUCAAGGAGUGGGAGGCACACAAGGGCGGCUUCCGCAUCAAGUGGCUGGAUGAUGUGAACGCGAUGGUCGUCUUUGCCGACGCUGGCGUCGGUGAGUGAAGCCUUCCUCCCUGACACGACGCGCCGUGCGCCGUGCAUGCCAACGAUCUUUCACACUAACGUUCUCAGCCAAGAAGGCGUAUUUGAGCCUGAUUCUCAACCCCUCCCCGUCCCUUCCUCCGCCGGCCACUAUCCGCCCCUACGACCGACCCGACGCGGGCCAGAUUAUUGCAUCGCUCCAGGCCCGCGCCAUGGGCCACCGUGCGUCUAUGUCGUCGGCAAUGCAGAGUGGCAACUUUGCCGGGCUCGUGCGCGACGACGGCGGUCGUAACUCUGCCGGUGGUGGCAUGAACGGCUUCAAGAUGCCUCUCAACCCUUCAUUCUCUUUUGGGGGCUCGACCCAGCCUGGAAGCAACGGUCGCAACAGCGGUCAUGGCCGCAUGAGCUCGUUUUCCAACCAUCAGCGCGCCGGGUCAGCUUCUUCCAACUGGAACCGUCAGUCGCUCAACGGCGCUCUUGGCUUUGGCAAUGGUAACAACCCUCCUUCGCUCGGGGCCGCGCGCCUCCCUACGCACUCGGAAGCGUCGUCCAACAUCGCCUCGCGCUCAACGUCAUCGGCUGAUUCCAAUGACCCAAUUGUCGUAGUGGACGGCAGCACCCAGCUCAAGAGCACGAGCGCGUCCCUCAGCGGCCAUCGCUCGGGGCACAAGGCGCGGCGGGAGAGUGUCAGUGCGGAGAAGGCACUUCGCGAGGUGGAGAAGGCGCUGCAGAGUGUUGAGGCGCAAUGAAGAACAUGCGCCUUGCGCCCAGUAUCGAUGAUCGGCGAGGCUCUGCACUCCUUCCAAGGUUCACAUUCUGCUUGCACGAAUGUACCCCUCUCCUUGGCUCCCCAGCACAUCGUCGCCCAACCAAGUCCUAAA